This is a messenger RNA of Dipodomys ordii (Ord's kangaroo rat), 715 nucleotides long. It is a transcript of the gene Gtf3c6, whose product is annotated as general transcription factor IIIC, polypeptide 6, alpha 35kDa. Bases 1 to 546 code for a protein of 181 amino acids. The transcript has 5 exons. The record is from RefSeq and is a predicted model, not a curated record. Lineage: Eukaryota; Metazoa; Chordata; Mammalia; Rodentia; Heteromyidae. Gene Ontology annotation, cellular component: transcription factor TFIIIC complex. Gene Ontology annotation, biological process: transcription by RNA polymerase III.
AUGGGCGUGGCCAGUGACGGCGGCUCGGAGGACGCGCGGGGCCAUGGCGGCGGCGGCGGCGGCGGACGACGAUCUGAGGAGGAGGAAGAGGACGACGACGACGUAGAGGAGGAGGAGCAGUACGUGUUGGUGGAAUUAACAGGAAUUAUUGAUUCAGACUUUCUCUCCAAAUGCGAAAAGAAAUGCAAGAUUUUGGGAAUUGACACUGAGAGGCCCAUUCUGCAAGUGGACAGCUAUGUCUUUGCUGGGGAAUAUGAAGGUGGAGUAGAAUGGCUGCAAAUGAAGGAAAACGACUUCUCUUAUAGACCCAACAUGAUCUGUAGUUUUGUACAUGAAAAUGAAGAUGAAGUUAUAGUUCCAGCCCCUGAAAAACCUUUGGAUUUGGAAGAGCAAGAGAUUCAAAUAAAAGACAGUUCAAAUUUGAUCUAUGAACAGGAAAAACAAAUGCACCUGGAUCCUGGCCUUCUUGCUGGCACUCCUUCUGAGAUGGAAGGUUCUAUUUUUAUGGAAACUCAAGAUGAUGCCUUAGAAAUCACUCCUCGAUAAAAAUAUUUCUCAUAAUAACUUAAAAAAACUUUUACUUAAAAUAAUUGGCUGUGUAGCUUUCAGUUGGUUCACUGUUUAUUAUAGUUUUGGCCAUAUGAAUACUUUCAAGUGAUAGCACAACUUAAUAUUCAAGACACUGAGGACCAGAAAUACAUUUUUAAAAACAUGA